AUGUUACACAAUACAAUCACCCCAACAACAAUGGAAUACGACGACACGGUCGAAAUCGAUCCUGUUUUUGAAGAAGAAGCACAUGAUACAAACUCCGAAGAUGAAUUUGAUAAGCUUGGUUUGCUCACUGAUGUAUGUAAUUCUAAGCCAUCAAUUGUAGAAGGAGAUAAUUAUUUACAAAUGGAUGGUAAAAUGAUCAACUUGAAAGAAAAUGAAUAUAUCAUUCCGAGAGAAAGUGUUCACAAAGUAACAACGAAUCAACAACAAUUGAGAUUUAAUAAUUAUUUCUACAGCAAGCACAAAACAUUUGCGCACUGCAUUACCUACAAGUGCAAUUUUUAUAAAUCUAGAAAAUGUGCUGCUCGAAUAAGAUAUUAUCCUGAUAUUGAUACAUUUAUACAUGUUGCAUCACACAGUGAUCAUGCUCCACCUCAUAUUGAAAAAAGUCAACCUCAAAAGAUUUCGGAGGAAAGAAGAAAGGAAUUAUUUGAAUACAUCAAAGCAAACACAAAUAUAAGAUCAAGUCAACAAAUUGCAGAAAAUUUAAACAACAAGCUAUCAAAAGAAGAACUGAGAGAUCAUCGAUUGAUCAUCACCAAAGAGGAUGUUAAAGAAAUGAAAAAGAAAUUCUACACUGAACGGAUUGAAUGUUUACAAGAUUUGUACAUCAGACAAGAUUUAUCAUGUACAAAAUCUCAAGAUCAGUUUGUAAGAUGGGUACAAGGUUUUCCACAUUUCCUUCUUAUUUAUGGAUCUAACUAUCAAAUUAAUAUCUUAAAAGAAGUGACUGAGGAAGAUCAAAUUUAUAUUGAUGGAACUUUUGACGUGUGUCCUAAAGGUUGCGAACAAAUGAUUACCAUUCAUGUGAGGAAAAAGGGAAAGGAUGCUGCUGUUCCUGUUUUAUUCAUUUUCGCACAAGAAAAGUCAGAAACAUUCGAUACAUACUUGUGGAUGGUGAUUGCAAACUUCCUUGUACCUGAAUUAUUGCAAGUUCGAAAAUUAUUUAUUGCUUGUGAUUUUGAUCAAGCGAUGCACAACGCUCUUAGAAUUAUUUUCCCAGAUGUAGAAAUUGUGGGAUGUCAAUUCCAUCUCUGGCAAGCAGUGUCAAGAUGGAUAAAAAGAGAAUUACCUGCACACAAUCCACUACGAAAUAGAGAACUUCGUAAGACCUUUAAAUCAGAACUAAAAUUCCUUGCACGAACUAUAAUGACUGAACAAAUGUUCAACAUCAAAAAGGAGGAAUUUUUAGCAACAUGGAGAAGUGUUGCAGGUGAAAAGCUGUGGAGGUAUCUUGUUAGAACUUGGUUUGGAGACUCGUCCACUAAUGCACUAUUUGCUCCAAACAUUUGGGCUCUUGCAUUCAAGUCAAGAAUACAAGAUUUAGAUUUGACAAAUACUCACGCUGAAAUAUUUCAUUCUCGUUUACAUGUAAAAUUUGCAAGCAGACCUGAACUAAAAAGAUCAGUGAAUAUUCUGCAAGAACUUGAAUGUGAGAUAAUGAAUAUUGAAAUUGCUAACAAAGAAAAGAAAUUGACUUCAAUUCGAGCGCUACCUCCUGACAAUACUAUCAAUAAUGUCAAAAAGAGAGCCAAUCCAUUCAGUGAGUUGCAACUUGUAAAUAAUGACAAGUCCAAGAAAAAGAAAAUUACAUUUUCAAACAUUUCAAACACACCAUCGAUAGCACUUUCUGCCACCAAUACUACAAAGAAUCAGUCUAUUAGAAAUAUUACACUUCCGAAUGAGUCUGUUUCACCUGAAUCAUCCAACACAAAUCAACAUUCAUCAUAUCCAAAUAGUACUCCAAACACUUCCAAUACCAAUUGGAUUUUCGAUAGGUACAACCCUAACCAGCCAAAGAAAAGAGGAAGAACAACAAAAUCAACACCAAAUCAACCUUCUCAAUCUGCGACUUGUUCAACAACACCAAAUCAAACUUUAUCAGUGAAGAUGGUAACUAUACCUGCAUUCCUUCCACCUUUGCAGCAACCUCUGUUUCCUCAAUACCCACCAUAUCCUCAAUAUUUGUUGAAUCCUCAAUUUCCUCUAUUCAUCCCAACCAACAAUAUUAUAAUCAAACAACAAUGA
Molecule: messenger RNA, 2085 nt
Organism: Naegleria lovaniensis
Lineage: Eukaryota; Heterolobosea; Eutetramitea; Acrasida; Naegleriidae
Exons: 1
Coding region: 1-2085 (694 amino acids)
Source: RefSeq, a predicted model, not a curated record